AUGUCCGUGUCUUGGCCUCGCUCGGACGUGUGCAUUUUGAUCGCGACCAUCGAGGAGCGGCGGGUGCUGCUUCACGGCGUGGAGGGCGAGCAGCUGGACACGUCCAUCGCGUCCCUGGCCUCGCAGGAGCCGGGCGCCUGGCCGGUGCGCUACGGCUACUGCCUCGUCGGGCGGGUGGAGGCGGCCAGCCGCCUGGCCGCCGGCUCCCGCGUGGUGUGCUUCCACCCACACGCCAGCGCCGCGGUGGUGGCGGAGUCGGACGCGCUGUCGAUACCAGACGACGUGGGCGACGAGGACGCGGCCUUCUUCCCCAACAUCCUGGUGACGGCGUGCUCGCUGGUCCAGGACGCCGCGCCGGUGCUCGGCGACCGCGUGGCCGUCUUCGGCGCGGGCGUCGUCGGCUCGUUGGUGGCCGCGGUGCUGUGCCACGGGCGGCAGGCCGUGGCCGUGGCCGAGCCGCGGCCCGAGCGGCUGCGGCCGCUGCUCGCCGCGCUGCCAGCGGCCGAGGGCCUCGCCUGCGCCAGGGGUGAGUGGAUCUCCUGCGGCACUGGCGGACGCCGUGCGGGUCACCUCGGGGGUGGCCGGGUCGUGGUUGGCUCUUUGUACGGGGAGCAGGGGGCGAUGCUGCCGCUUGGCCUCCGCUUCCACCGCUCCGAGAUGACGCUGGUGGCGUCGCAGGUCAGCAGGGUGGCGGCCCCUUUGUCUACCAGGUGGAGCAAAGGGCGACGCGCGGAGCUGGCCUGGGAGAUGCUGAGGCCCCCAAAGGUCUCUCGACCGCAGAGGUGUACGCUUGGCGCCAAACCCGUGAGGGCGCUGCGGCCUGCCUCGUGGGUGCCGAUGCGGCGCCACCCAGUCGAGCAGGCCGCUGGGGUGUACGCCCGCCUCGCGGGCGGCAGCCCCCCCGCGCAGCUUCUGUUCACGUAGCCCGCGCUUUUCCGCGGAGAAGGAGGAG
Molecule: messenger RNA, 952 nt
Organism: Prorocentrum cordatum
Lineage: Eukaryota; Dinophyceae; Prorocentrales; Prorocentraceae
Source: the annotation of a GenBank genome assembly